AUGGCCUCCCUUUCCUUGGGCGAACCUCGCCGUCGGGGCGGGGCAAACAACAGCAGCAACAGCAGCAAUGCAGCUUCAGCUUCCACUUCCAGCUCAACGCAGCCCGGCACUCGAUCCAGCUUGUUCGCAGACGAGUCUAUUCGCUCCACCGAUUCGGACGCUUUGAUCUCGCGCCUUUCAGCUUUGCAGGCAGGUUAUCUUCCUGCUGAGAGGAAGGGCUCAUCCGAAAGGAGCUCCUUUUCGCACUACCUGUUGCCUAUGGGCACACCUCUGCCUCUUCCCAAGAGACCUCCCAUCAUCAAUAUCGGCACCGCGCUCAGGUGCCUCACCAUCGAUCAGCAUGUAGAGCGCUUCUUGCUGAAGGGCGAUCAAAUGAAGCAAAUCAUCAGUCUGGGUGCAGGUAGCGAUGCUCGUUAUUUCCGCAUACUUGUGAGUCCAAAAACCCUGUACACCAUCACGUCGUAGCAAGACGCGUUGCAUGUCUCACGCUCCUUGCUCUUCAGGCCGACGAAGCUCUUUCAGCACGCCUGGCGCACUACGUCGAGCUAGACUUUUCACAAUUGACACGCGCAAAGGUAGAGCGAAUCGCAAGGGCAGACCCCCUGCGCAAAAGCCUGCAAGGUAUGCGAGUGGGUGAGUGCAGCGAAGCAGCGGUGCCACUUCAUGUCGAUACGCCCAAGCCUAAGAUCGGCUUUGUCAUCGCCAAGCAGAGGCCAAUGGAACAGCGCUUCGUAGUGCUUCGUAUGCCAUUCUGCCCGGCGACCUGAGAGAGCUGGCUGAUCCUAGCAAGUCGGCAGCACUUCAACACACCCUCUGGUCCAUCCUCCACCCCUCUCUUCCCACUCUCAUCCUGGCGGAAUGCGUUCUCAGCUAUCUCCCAGCGCAAGACAGCACGUCGCUCUUGACCUUCCUCUCCCGUCGCUUCAGCAACAUCUCAGCACUGUCUUACGACAUGUGCAUCUCCGGCUCGGAUCGGCUUGGAGAAGCACCGAAACCCAGCAAGUUUGGCUCCGUCAUGCUUUCCAAUCUAGCAGCAAGGGGCCUGACUCUCGAGGGUGCCAAGGAAUGCACCACGCCUCUAGCUUAUGCAGAGAAAUUUGCGUUAGCUUUCGGAGCAGACGCAGCCACGUCAGAGGAUAGCAAAGUCGUAGACUCGGGUUGCACGAAUCUCAGGCAGGUUUGGGCAGAAAUGAAUGCCGAAGAAAGGUCGAGGUGAGUGGACCACUCACUUGGUCUGCGGCGUCGCAGCCUCGAUAGAUCCGCGCUCGCGAGUCUUGGCAAGGCUGACGCAGGCAAGUGCUUGCCCCACAGAUGGUCCCGGCUCGAAGGCCUGGAUGAGGUGGAAGAGCUGGAGAUCCUGCUCGAGCACUAUGGCGUCAGCUGGGCAACUCGAGAGAGGGGGGCGGACCCUUUGGAGACCGACGAAGGGCAGCCAGUAAGCUGA
Ceraceosorus bombacis is the source of this 1444-nucleotide messenger RNA. The record is from the annotation of a GenBank genome assembly. Lineage: Eukaryota; Fungi; Basidiomycota; Exobasidiomycetes; Ceraceosorales; Ceraceosoraceae.